ACCCGGAGUUCCCGUCUGGUGGACAUCUUCCGGUCGUGUGUCAGGUCAAAAUGCUCGUCCUCAGAGGUUUAACGAGAAUAAGAACAGUUUUAUUACAACAAGGAAACACAGGUUUAAGAAGUCUCACAACAACCUCAAGUGUAGUCCAACCAAACGAGGACAGGCUCAUUAAAAUGGAAAACCCCUACAAAGAGCCUCAGAAAGGAUGCCUGCUCUGCAAUGUGACUGUAGACUUCAAGAACACUCAGCUGCUGUCUCAGUUCAUCUCUCCGUACACCGGACGGAUCUACGGACGCCACAUCACACGAUUAUGUUCCAGGAAACAGAAGGAGGUGGCCAAAGCCGUGAAGAAAUCCCACGCUUUGGGUACGUCUUCCUCACGCUGA
Messenger RNA from Notothenia coriiceps (black rockcod), 386 nucleotides. RefSeq names its product 28S ribosomal protein S18c, mitochondrial. The transcript has 5 exons. Gene Ontology annotation, biological process: mitochondrial translation. The record is from RefSeq and is a predicted model, not a curated record. Lineage: Eukaryota; Metazoa; Chordata; Actinopteri; Perciformes; Nototheniidae. Bases 51 to 386 code for a protein of 111 amino acids. Gene Ontology annotation, cellular component: ribosome; mitochondrial small ribosomal subunit. Gene Ontology annotation, molecular function: structural constituent of ribosome; small ribosomal subunit rRNA binding.